CACAAGUCCCCACCGGUCCAUGUUUUGAGAAGUAUGGCCACCGUCUCAUGAAGAGUCGAUGUGGCUGUGUUGAGAAAAGAUGCUUUAGUGCUGCUGCUAAACAUUUCGUUUCAAAAAGUUAAAUGAAUGAAUCGGGAUAAAGGCCUAAUUAUGGCCGACAGAUAUUCUAGGACAUCUAGCCCGUCUAGUCGGCGAUAUGGUUCUCCAUCCGUCCCUGGCAACCAUGGCGUCAGUGGAAGCAGCCACGGUUCAUCAGGAACCGUUAGUGGUACCGUUAGGAGUCUGCCCCCGUCAGGGUCUAGCAGCAGAAAGGGGCAGAUGCAAAGUCUUUUGGGGGAAUUCAAAGGUCUAUAUGAAGGGAAGUUGAAGCGACUUGAUGAUGCUGACAAGGCAGGAGAAGAGACAUCCAAGAUGCGUGUGCGAGUGCUGCAGUCGUACGUGAAUGACCUGAGUGAGCAGAAUGAGGUGUUGGUGCAGACAGUGGAGGAGCUGGAGAGGGAGGCAAAUGAGAGAGUGGCCAUGUUGGAGGACAAGCUGCAGCGGACUUCCUCUGGCAAGUUGGUCUUGGGGGAAGUACUCUUGGUACUUUGAUGUUGUGCUUUGACCACCGCGGACUGUGGUCAAAAUGAUUACUUGACCCAGACACGCAGAACUGGUCACAAAAAAUGUUGCUGUGAGUGACAGUAUGGUCGGUGUUGGAGGUCUGAACUCUGUGUCUGCUGGGAUGUAGUUUAGAGCACAGGGUGGUCGGCGAGUUGUGAGGAAAUGUCCUGGAGUGUGUACCCUGCUUCUUCUUUUUCUUCUCUGGAAUACGUCUCGUGAAUGUGGAUGUAGCUUUGGAUUUGGAUACAUUGGAUUUGGAUUUGGAAUUGGAUAAAUUGGAUUUGGAUUUUGGAUACUGCUGACCAAACUGAGAACUGAAGCCACAGAAAGUGGAGUUUGUAAGCCUGUGUUGUUCUGAGAGCAAAGAGAAAUCUCUGUAGAGAUCCGGACCAUUAGCCAGAGGGACAGAGGCAGCGUUGUAAGGUGAUGGAGGAUCUGGACCCGUACUGCGAGUCCGGAUAUGUGGGCAGAGAGGUGUACAGAGGGCGGCCGCCGCCCCGGGCUCA
Messenger RNA from Aplysia californica (California sea hare), 1109 nucleotides. RefSeq lists its product as uncharacterized. Lineage: Eukaryota; Metazoa; Mollusca; Gastropoda; Aplysiida; Aplysiidae. The transcript has 3 exons. The coding region runs from base 127 to 591 and encodes 154 amino acids. The record is from RefSeq and is a predicted model, not a curated record.